Molecule: messenger RNA, 1077 nt
Organism: Vespa velutina
Lineage: Eukaryota; Metazoa; Arthropoda; Insecta; Hymenoptera; Vespidae
Product: putative gustatory receptor 28b
Exons: 8
Coding region: 1-1077 (358 amino acids)
Biological process (GO): sensory perception of taste
Cellular component (GO): axon; membrane; neuronal cell body
Source: RefSeq, a predicted model, not a curated record
AUGGGAGUAAGCAAUUCAAUAAAUCAUAGUCUCACAUCAAAAUUUCGCAGAGAAUGUUCUACAUUUCCUUCUUUUUCUACUAGUUUGCUAUAUCAACUUAUGUAUCUAUUUUAUGUUUACAACGGUUGCGUGACAUACGUGACAACCAUUAUUAAUGGAUUUAUCAGAAGAAAGAAAGUUAGACGUUUUAUAUUGCAAAUGGAAAUUUGUACUCGAACUAUGCAUCAACUGAAUAUACCGAUGAAUUUGUCAAAGUAUUUUUUACAGCAAUGUUAUAUAAUGUUAUAUUUAAUCUUCAUCUUAAUAACUGUGACAAUAGCCGAUUAUAAUUGGAUAAAAAUAUUCGGAAUUAAUCCCACAAUAAUUUUUAGUUUUUUCUAUCUCGAAAUUUAUCCCAUUAUCACAUUGUUAAUAAGCGAUGUUACUUUCGCAUUUUGGAUAAGGAAUAUAAAAAUAAAAUGUUGUCAAUUGAACGAAUUAUUGAAAGGUAUGCUUACAACUACCAUCGAUUCCCCACAACAUAAAAGAAUACUUUGGAUGAGGAACAGGAACAGUAAUUCUCCAUUAUCCAUUAUUCAUCGAAUAGAUAAACCGAGCAAAUAUGUUAUCACUAUUAAAAAAGUCAAGGAGAUACAUUUAGAAUUGAUCAAGUGUGCUAGGAAUAUAAACGAUGCCUACGCCUUACAUAUUUUAUUCUCUAUAUCAACAGCUUUCUUUUUGAUCACUACUACAGCUUACCAUAUAUAUUAUUACUUAUUAACUAAUGCGUACCGUACGAAUAAGUUAAAUUUCUUUAUUUAUUUAUUUUGGAUUUCUUAUUUUGGAAUCAAGAUCAUCAUUAUAAGUCACGUAUGUGCUGAAACUGUAACGGAGAUCCGUGACUUUACUCUACAACUUAUCCAAAAUCCACUUUCAUUUACAAUAUAUGGCCUUGUUGAUCUGGAUUAUACAUUGAUUCGUACUGUCAUCGGUACCGUCACAACAUACCUUGUUAUUCUCAUUCAAGUAGGAAACGUUCCACAAGAAUUUUCCAUUAAUAAUUUAACGUUAUCGUCUAAUGAUUCAGGAAAAAUUUAA